GGCCAUUUUUAGAAGCUUCCACCGUUGUCGCUCUUAAUCCCCGAAGCGAAACGGGUCCUCGUCGCGAAGAUGCUACUGGUGGUCCUCGCCCUCCUCCUCUGCUCCGCCGUCGCCUCCGCCUCCGCCUCGGACGACCGCGCCGGCGGCCGCAGGGUCCUCCACCAGCCGCUGUACCCCAUCCAGUGGACCCCACCACCGCCCCCUCAGGAGUUCGUUGACCCACCUCCGGACGAGUCAAGCAGCUUCUUCCCCGGUGUCCCCUCGACGCCCGCCGUUGCGGCCUCCUCCUCCGCGUCCAAUAAGGUCUUCGUCAUCGCCUUCUCCGCUUCCGUCCCCGCCCUCGUGGUCCUGUUCUUGUUGGGGUUCCUGUUGUACCGGCUAAAGUUUCGGAGCUCGCCCGAAGCCGGAAAGCUUGUCGGCCCCGACGGCAGCGGCGACCGGUGGGUGGACCGAAAGCCCGCUUCCGCGGCGCCGGAUUUCCUCUACCUUGGCAUCAUGGAUACGUCGGCGGUAUCUGGCGGGCGGCAGAACGGAUCCUCUUACGGAAACAUCGCGACGGAGCGGGUGCUGGAAAUGCAUCACCCGAGCCCCGAGCUCCAGCCGUUGCCGCCGCUGAGUUCCACAGCUUCGCUGAGGGGAAUGGUCCCUCCGCCAAUGACGUUAUCCGAUGAGGACACCUUUUACACUCCGCAGCGGUCGGUGGUGUCCGCCACCAGCGAGAGCCCGAGUAGCCCGGCCUCCCGUAGGAGCCCCCCAAGUAUUAACAGCGGAGAGCAGCAAUUGUUGGCCGUGGCCGCGGCAGACACUGCACCCCGCUUUGCGGUCAAACAGAUGAUCCUCCCAAUGGACCAACAACCUCCACCUCCAUCGCCGCCGCAGCCACCACCAUCUACUGAAACCAUGGGAAGCAUUGAACAGCCAAUUAAAGCUCCGGCGACUCCAGUUGCGGCAUCUUCAAGGCGUAGGUUGCUAAAUCCACUUCCUCCUGAAGCAACACGAAUCAACAUACCACUUCCUCCGACGAAGCGCGGCGUUGGCAUUGCCGCCAGUUCUUCGCAUCAAGUACACGAGAUGGUGGAGGAAUUGGAGGGUGACUCGAAGCCCAAGUUGAAGCCUCUUCACUGGGACAAAGUUAGUGCGAAUUCCAAUCGAGCAAUGGUCUGGGACCAGAUGAAAUCAAGCUCAUUUCAGAUGAACGAGGACAUAAUCGAGACUCUAUUUGUCAACAUCACCUCAAGUUCUCUUCCCAAAGCAACAAGCAGACGACAGCGUGUCCUGCCAUUAGAUGAGGAGAAGAGAGUGCUGGAUCCCAAGAAGUCGCAGAACAUAGCAAUACUCUUGAGGGCAUUGAACGUGACAAGAGAGGAGGUCCACGACGCUUUAUUAGAUGGUAAUCCUGAAUGCUUAGGAGCUGAGCUUUUGGAAACUUUAAUCAAGAUGGCUCCCACCAAGGAGGAAGAACUAAGACUGCAUGAUUACAUGGGUGACAUAUCAAAGCUAGGUUCAGCUGAGCGCUUUCUGAAAGCAGUGCUAGACGUACCAUUUGCCUUUAAAAGAGUUGAUGCAAUGCUUUACAGAGCUAAUUUUGAGACAGAAGUCAAAUAUCUAAUCAAAUCUUUUGGAACUCUAGAGGCAGCAUGUGAAGAUUUAACAAGCAGUAGACUAUUCCUUAAGCUCCUGGAAGCUGUUCUGAGGACUGGAAACAGGAUGAAUGUGGGCACCAACCUAGGUCAAGCGAAAGCCUUCAAGCUCGACACUCUUCUAAAACUGACAGAUGUAAAGGGAACUGAUGGAAAAACAACCCUACUCCACUUCGUCGUGCAAGAGAUUAUCCGUUCAGAAGGAACAGGUACUGAACCAUUGACAGUACACAAUCCUACUAACAGUAGCAGGGAAGAACAAUUUAAGAAACAAGGUUUAAAAGUGGUGGCUGGGCUGAGUAAUGAGCUUGGGAACAUCAGAAAGGCAGCAGGAAUGGACUCAGAUGUUCUUAGCAGUUAUGUCUUGAGGCUAGACGUUGGGCUUCAGAAGAUAAAAUCAGUUUUACAGCUAGAGAAGUCAUGCACGCAAGGUAUGAAAUUUUUUGACACGAUGAAGGUGUUUCUUGAAGAGGCUGAAAGGAAGAUUGAUCAUGUCAAGGCUGAGGAGAAGAGGGUGAUGAAUAUAGUAAAGGAAACUACAGAGUACUUUCAUGGAGAUGCAGCAAAGGAGGAAGCUCACCCUCUUAGGAUCUUCAUGGUGGUGAGGGACUUCCUAUCUGUACUAGAUAAUGUAUGCAAGGAAGUGGGCAGAUUGCAGGAGAGGACAUCGAUGGGUUCAGCUAGAUCCUUUCGCAUAUCUGUCAAUGCAUCUCUACCAGUUCUCCAAAGGUAUGAACAGCGACGAGUUGUGCAGUCAGAUGAUGAUGAUGAUAGUUCAUCAUCACAGUACUAAUGCAAGAAGAUCACUUCUCAGUCAUUCUAUAUGAAGACAAUCAGGUGACAAGGAAAAUGGUAAUUUGUCCAUCGGAAAAGAUGAGCAAGGAGGGUGAAGAGAAGGAAAUUUCCAAUUUGCAGGCUCAUGUCUGUAAAAAAGAAAAAAAGAACCUUAAAGGAAGGCAUCAUUGUACAGAAUUUCACACAGAUCAAAGCUAGGGAAAGGGCUCUCAUCAGAGUACAGAAUCGAGUUUGAUCAACUCUGAUGCGAUUAAGUUGAUGGUUGUAGAAGUUUGUACUUUGUUCCUUUUACAUGUAUCUUUUUCCUUGUGGAUAUGUUAAAAUUAGAUUGAAAGAGAACAUCGAGGCUAAAAUUGCCGAGCAUUUUGAAUUCAA
Messenger RNA from Musa acuminata subsp. malaccensis (wild Malaysian banana), 2810 nucleotides. RefSeq names its product formin-like protein 8. Gene Ontology annotation, biological process: actin nucleation; actin cytoskeleton organization. NCBI's taxonomy places the organism in Eukaryota, Viridiplantae, Streptophyta, Magnoliopsida, Zingiberales, Musaceae. Gene Ontology annotation, molecular function: actin filament binding. The record is from RefSeq and is a predicted model, not a curated record.